Messenger RNA from Colius striatus (speckled mousebird), 903 nucleotides. It is a transcript of the gene NKX2-5, whose product is annotated as NK2 homeobox 5. The transcript is spliced from 2 exons. Gene Ontology annotation, molecular function: RNA polymerase II cis-regulatory region sequence-specific DNA binding; DNA-binding transcription factor activity, RNA polymerase II-specific. The record is from RefSeq and is a predicted model, not a curated record. Gene Ontology annotation, biological process: regulation of transcription by RNA polymerase II; cell differentiation. Lineage: Eukaryota; Metazoa; Chordata; Aves; Coliiformes; Coliidae. Gene Ontology annotation, cellular component: nucleus. Bases 1 to 903 code for a protein of 300 amino acids.
AUGUUUCCUAGCCCUGUGACAACGACACCUUUCUCGGUCAAGGAUAUUUUGAACCUGGAACAGCAUCAGAGCGGCCUGGCCUCCAUGGAGCUCUCCUCGCUGUCCUCCCCGUCCUGCAUGCUGGCCACUUUCAAGCAGGAGACGUACAGCGCCGAGCCGCCGGCCCUGCCCGACCUGCGGGAAGAGCUUCCCGAGGCGCCCGCGCCCAAACCCGCCGCUGCCUUCCCCGGCUCCUACUACGUGAAAAGCUACAUGGAAAUGGACUCGGCCAAGGACGCCAAGACGGACAAGAAAGAACUGUGUUCCCUGCACAAGAGCCUAGAGCAGGAGAAAAGAGACCUGGAAGAUCCCGAGCGCCCCAGACAGAGGAAAAGGAGGAAACCUCGGGUCCUCUUUUCUCAAGCCCAAGUCUACGAACUGGAGAGAAGGUUCAAGCAGCAGAAAUACCUCUCGGCUCCCGAGAGAGACCAUCUAGCGAACGUCCUAAAGCUCACCUCCACCCAAGUGAAAAUUUGGUUCCAGAAUCGAAGGUAUAAAUGCAAAAGGCAGAGACAGGAUCAGACCCUCGAAAUGGUGGGCAUCCCUCCCCCCAGGCGGAUAGCGGUGCCGGUGCUGGUUCGCGAUGGGAAGCCCUGCCUGGGGGAGUCUUCUCCCUACAGUUCUCCGUACAAUGUCAGCAUCAACCCUUAUAGCUACAACGCUUACCCCGCGUACACCAACUACAACAGCCCCGCCUGCAACGCCAAUUACAACUGCAACUACCCCUCCGUGCAGCCCAUGCAGCCCUCGACGGCCGGUAACAACUUCAUGAACUUCAGCGUGGGGGACUUGAAUUCAGUGCAGGCGCCCAUCCCGCAGGGCAGCGCGGGCAUCUCCACGUUGCACGGGAUCCGAGCCUGGUAG